Messenger RNA from Hordeum vulgare subsp. vulgare (domesticated barley), 1086 nucleotides. RefSeq lists its product as uncharacterized. The transcript has 5 exons. Bases 138 to 773 code for a protein of 211 amino acids. Lineage: Eukaryota; Viridiplantae; Streptophyta; Magnoliopsida; Poales; Poaceae. The record is from RefSeq and is a predicted model, not a curated record.
CGAAGCCCGACGCCGCUUAGGAAAUUCCCUGCGACCCCGUCGCGGUGUCCUCCGUCCAACUCCGGCAGCUUCUCCCGGCCGGCGCUCCCUCGCCUUCCUCUCCUUCCUAGACCCCGCCACGACCGAACUCCCAUCCCAUGGGGGCUUCCGAAUCUCUACUGGCCAGGCAGCAGCAGCAGCGACCGCAGUGGGCGGACGAGAUCACGACGGUGUCCGACGGCCGGCGCGACGCCGUGGACGAAGACCCUCUCCUCCGCCGCAUCCGGUCACUUACCAUCGCCCCGCCGCUGUUGAGCAGUCAGCCAGCGGCGGGCUCGGAGACGGAGACCAGCUUCACUGACAUCCUUGUCCGGAAACCCUCCGGAUCCUCCUCAGCCGCCUCUGGCAAUUUGAGCCCAAAUCUGAUGUUUGAGCUUUUCGCCAUGUACCGUGAAUGGCAAGAAGAGAUGGCCAAGGAAAUCAGUGGAAGACAGGGAGAGCUAGAAAAUAAGAUAGAAACGGCAGAUGCAUUGGCUGUUAAACUUCUCCAGCGGUUCAAUUACUCCGUUACUUCGAUGAGAUCAACCUCUCACAAUCUUGCUGAAGUUCAUCCGCUGCAGGUGGAAGUUGGUGAAUUGAAGGGCAGGUUAACUGAAGUAAUAAGUAAUUGCGACGCACUGUGCAAGAGGAUUACUGCAGAAGGGCCAGAAAGUUUGCGAAGGUCUGUUGAACCUUUCACCACUGGCAUACUGGGGACCGGAGGUGGAUCCCCUGACCCAAAAGACCAGCCCUGAGGACACAAAUAUGCCUGAUUGUCUGAACAGCUGGUGAUAUAAAAGGCAUUGCAGGGAACUACGUAGAUAGCACGGGAGGAUGUCCAUCCGAAGAUGUGCCAGAUGUGCCAUGAGACUUCUCUAGAUUGAUUGGAUUAUUGGUAUCCUUUCGUUGGAAUUCAGUCUCUCCUGUUGUAGACUUGUAGUGCUUAACUUUCUUUGUGCGUAGGUGUGUGGUGUAUACGGUCGGUUUUAAUAUCCUGAACGCAUGGGCAGUAUUCGUUCGUGGCUUCUUGUACCUCUUUUUCAAGCAGAUUUGGUCAUUCGUUCUCCA